Molecule: messenger RNA, 6410 nt
Organism: Odocoileus virginianus texanus
Lineage: Eukaryota; Metazoa; Chordata; Mammalia; Artiodactyla; Cervidae
Gene: ESRP2
Product: epithelial splicing regulatory protein 2
Molecular function (GO): mRNA binding
Source: RefSeq, a predicted model, not a curated record
AUGACUCCGCCGCCACCCCAGCCGCCGCCCCCAGGCCCGAACCCCACUGCAGACUCCGCUGCCGACCCCCGUCCCGGGCCUGGACCCCUGGUCGUACUGUUCGGGGCCACGGCCGGUGCGCUGGGGCCGGACCUGGGUUCCGACGAGACCGACUUAAUCCUCCUAGUCUGGCAAGUGGUGGAGCCGCGGAGCCGCCAGGUGGGGACAUUGCAUAAGUCACUGGUUCGCGCCGAGGCGGCCGCGCUGAGCCCGCAGUGCCGCGAGGCGAGCGGCCUGAGCUCCGACAGCCUGGCGCGGGCCGAGCCGCUGGACAAAGUGCUGCAGCAGUUCUCACAGCUGGUGAGCGGGGAUGUGGCUCUGCUGGGCGGGGGCCCCUACAUGCUCUGCACUGAUGGGCAGCAACUGCUGCGACAGGUCCUGCACCCUGAGGCCUCCAGGAAGAACCUGGUGCUCCCCGACACCUUCUUCUCCUUCUACGACCUCCGCAGAGAGUUCCACAUGCAGCACCCGAGUGCCCGCUCUGCCAAGGACCUCACCGUGGCCACCAUGGCACAGGACUUGGGGCUCGAGACAGAUGCCACAGAGGAUGAUUUUGGGGUGUGGGAAGUGAAGACAAUGGUAGCCAUCCUCCUCCACCUGCUUGAAAGUCCCAGUGGUCAACUGUUUUUGAAGCCUGAAGUGGUGAAGCAGAAAUAUGAGACAGGGCCUUGCAGCAAGGCUGACGUGGUGGAUAGCGAGACUGUGGUUCGGGCUCGUGGGCUGCCCUGGCAGUCAUCAGACCAGGACGUGGCUCGAUUCUUCAAAGGGCUCAACAUUGCCAGGGGUGGUGUAGCACUGUGCCUCAACGCCCAGGGCCGCAGAAAUGGUGAGGCUCUCAUCCAUUUUGUGGACAGUGAACAGCGGGACCUAGCGCUGCAGAGACACAAGCACCACAUGGGCAUCCGCUAUAUCGAGGUGUAUAAGGCAACAGGAGAGGAGUUUGUGAAGAUCGCAGGGGGCACAUCGCUAGAGGUGGCGCGUUUCCUGUCACAGGAAGACCAAGUGAUCCUGCGUCUGCGGGGACUGCCCUUCUCUGCUGGGCCAGCAGACGUGCUAGGCUUUCUGGGGCCAGAGUGCCCCGUGACGGGGGGCGCUGAUGGGCUGCUCUUUGUGCGCCACCCUGAUGGCCGGCCCACGGGUGAUGCCUUUGCCCUCUUUGCCUGUGAGGAGCUGGCACAGGCUGCGUUACGCAGGCAUAAGGGCAUGCUGGGUAAGCGAUACAUUGAACUCUUCCGGAGCACUGCAGCUGAGGUGCAGCAGGUCCUGAACCGCUAUGCCUCCAGCCCACUCCUUCCCACCCUGACUGCUCCACUGCUGCCCAUCCCCUUCCCACUGGCAGCUGGGACCGGGAGAGACUGUGUCCGCCUGCGAGGCCUGCCCUACACAGCCUCCAUCGAAGACAUCCUCAGCUUUCUGGGCGAGGCGGCAGCUGACAUUCGGCCUCACGGUGUGCAUAUGGUGCUCAACCAGCAGGGCCGGCCAUCCGGGGAUGCCUUCAUCCAGAUGACAUCACCAGAGCGGGCCCUAGCUGCUGCUCAGCGCUGCCAUAAGAAAGCAAUGAAGGAACGCUAUGUGGAGGUGGUCCCCUGCUCCACAGAGGAGAUGAGCCGUGUCCUGAUGGGGGGCACCUUGGGCCGCAGUGGCAUGUCCCCUCCACCCUGCAAGCUGCCCUGCCUCUCACCACCCGCCUACGCCACCUUCCAGGCCACCCCGACCCUCAUUCCCACUGAGACAGCAGCUCUGUAUCCCUCUUCAGCACUACUCCCAGCUGCCAGGGUGCCUGCUGCUCCCACCCCGGUUGCCUACUACCCAGGGCCAGCCACUCAACUCUACAUGAACUACACAGCAUACUACCCCAGCCCUCCAGUUUCCCCCACCACUAUGGGCUACCUCACCACACCCACUGCAGCCCUGGCCUCUGCUCCCACCUCCGUGUUGUCCCAGCCAGGAGCCCUGGUCCGUAUGCAGGGUGUCCCAUACACAGCUGGUAUGAAGGAUCUGCUCAGCGUCUUCCAGGCCUACCAGCUAGCCCCUGAUGACUACACCAGCCUGAUGCCUGUUGGUGACCCAGCUCGCACUGUGCUACAGGCCCCCAAAGAAUGGGUGUGUUUGUAGGUGAGGGAGCCAGGAGGUAAGAGCUGACUGAUGUCCUCAGCUAAUGGGACUCUCCUGACUCCAGAGAACCAGCGCCCUCAACCUGGUGGCUUUUUUCUGGCUUUUCAAAAUUCUCAGAAGGCCCCCAGAGGAGAUCAAGCCUCAGCUCCCCCUACUUAUCGCUCUGCCUGUCCACCUCAGAGAUGAUGGCUGGACCCUGAAUGCAGGGCUGGGGGUGAAAUGGCGCUACCCUGCUCCCAGUGGUCGGAUCUGGGCUCCUUAAGUAGCACCCAGAGAGCCUUUGUUCUGUUCUGGAUAUGGCCCGUGCCUACAGAUUCUGGGGGGCUGAUGUCCACAGCAGGCUUGGUUUCUUUUUAAAAAAUGUAAGCCCUGGUGCUUUCAGUGUAUGACUCCAGGGAGCUUCUUUCUGAGUAAAGAUACCAGUGUCCUACCUUCCCCUGUCCCUCCUGACGGGGCGCAGGGCAGCAGAGUGUGCUGGUCCCACUCCCCAGGAUACUUGGACCUCAGUGACCACAUGGUGCCAGGGGUGGUCCCACCUAAGGAUGCUGGUCCCCCUGGAGCUUGGCACAAAGAGUAGCAGAUGGCAAAAACCACAAACUGUUUCGAUGGACUGUACUGCAGUAUCCCCAAAGGACACUAGGGGGCGGGAGGCCCCCACAGAAAAACUCAGGCUUGACUUGUAAAGGGACUUCUGCCUACUUUCCAUGCACACCUUGGGCAGGUCAGUUUUCCUGAACUCAGCAGACACCUUGGGAUGUCCUUUGCACCCACUGCAGGGUGCCCAACUGAGCUUCAGAAGGAAUUUGGAAUUCUACCCGCUCCUCUGUAAAAUAAACGUUCCUAACCAAAUGGACUUUUUAAAAGCCCAAGUGCCCUUCCCUUUGGCACACAGUGAGGGGCUCCACACCAGCCCCAUGCAGAGGAACACUCAGGCAGAUUUCAAGGAGACUGUUGACCUGUCACCAUUUAUUAUUUCAGCACUGUAACUGAGGAGCCUGAAUUGCUGGCUUCUUCCCUUUGUAUUUGUGUAAGGAGCACUGUACUCCUAUAAAAGGUUUUAAAAUACAAAAUGUACAAGAAAACACAAUCUCAAGUGCUGUAAACAUAACUGAGAACCAGUUCCUUAAUUGAACAUCAUCCAUUUUAUAAAAUACAAGGUUUCAACUUGAACCCACCGGAGCCAUACAGAUGACCAUCUGUUCUGAGUGUCAACAACAGGGCUUUCCAGCUGCACUCAGCAGAGCUCUCAUGACAGGGGCUAGCCCUGGGCCGGGGUGGGAUGCACCCUGGGCAGCAGCACCACACUCAAACUCCAAGACACCUGUUCCUUUAAAAGCUGUUUCAGCCAACUUUCUUUGUGUAUCUCCAGUAAGCAGAAGGCUGCUCAUCCCAUUCCUCAACCCAAGGUCUAGCAGGGUUGGAGGGGGGAGGGGUGGGUGCUAGCACAUGCCCAGUUGCUCAGUGCUGUUACUAGAAUUCAAUUUGCAUAGUCUAAUGGAUGUGUGCUGUAACACCACUAUGUUGCACAAAAAUUAAGGUCUUUGUCUACAAAGCCAAAAAAUACUGUCUCUUACACCAAAGCUUUUACAAAGCUGAUACAAAACUGCUUAUGUAGUAUACAAAGCUCUAUUUUAAAAUUGAACUUUUAUUUUAAAUAGGAAAGCAUUUCUAGUGCUACAGGCAUCAAGGUAUUUAAAAGGCAUCAAAUUUUGGUGCAUAGCAACUCUGGAUCAUAGAGGCUUUUAUUCUUGAGGGCAACAGAGCAACCCCCAAAGGGUCUUGCAAGGGAAGCUCUCGUAAGGACCCCAUGUGAGGUGGCUACACCAGGGGCAUGAGGGCGGAGGCAAGUCUGGCCAUCUCAAGAGGGUCAGCCCCCCAAAACCCUCCAGAGCAAGCUCUGGGCUUCCAACCACAGGCCCCAAAGCAAAUCUCACUAUCUACACUCUGUGACACAAAACUCACUUUCAAAGAAAAUGUGAAAACACUGGGCUCCAGGAAGGACUAGAGUGAUUUGCUGAAAGAUAGACAUUUUUUUCUAACUAAUUUUAGGGAGAAAUUGAAAACAUCAUGGCUUAAAGAAAAAAAAAAGACCAUACUUCCUCAUCCUAGGUCAACAGUUCUUAUCAGGCUGACUAGAGAUGGUGGACACUGAGCUGGCUCCCUCCAUCCAGGCCUCACUUGGCCUCAGUAGAGAGUCCUGGCAUCUGGGACCCACAAUCCCCUGGAGUAACAGCAUGGAGCCUUUGACGAGCCCACCACACUGUCUCUCCUAUGUAGGCACUCAGAAAAUUUGCUUCCUGAAUAGAAGUACAACAUUUCGUUUGAAAACGUACUACAAGCUUCAGGGGCCUUGAAAUAGGCCCAAGCCUUGGAACAGGAAACUAAUCCCACUAAGGGGAUGGGUAAGGGCAGGGUUUGAAAAGAGAACCCAAGUUGGGCACCUCCUUUGGUAGACAGCAGGCUGGAGUUUCUUGCUGGCCCCUCUUUGGGCACCAGCCUUACCAGCAGCAGCACCAGGGCAUCUUUGGUGUGGAGGGGCAGGCUUACAAUGGUAUCUCAUUUUUGGAUUUGCCUCAAAGCCUUUUAGGGAAAGGCUGCUUUUUAGGCCAUGUGGAUGGGGCAGGAUAGGCCAGGAUCAUUUCAGGCUGUAAACAAAGAGGGAAAAGCCUCCCACGCCAGUGCAGAUCUUAAGAGCUUCCCAUCUGGAAUCCUGCAGGUCCUCUGCCCCGGUCCUGAAGCAUAGCUCAUUUUUGCUUGGCUUCUGACACAGCCUGGCCUCUAGAGAUGAGCUAGAAGCAGCAAAGUUGCCUAAACAAACCAUCAAGAGACUAUGGUAGCCAAAUGCUGAUGCUUCCACUUGGAAAAGGUCUGGGACCAGAGGACACAAAAAUGAAAAAUACUCCACAGCCUACCUGUUAGUAGGAUGGCAGGAAUUAAAGAUAUCAAGCUAAAAAAACCCCGAUCUUUCAAAGCUCCCUUACAUGUAGUUAAUUUACCCAAGGCCCUGAGGGGAAAAAAGCAAUUUCAACAUGGAGAGGGUAUGGAGAGACAGCAGGAAGAUUACCUAAAAAGUUACAAAAAUGCUAUGCUCUGGAAUGUCAUUUUGUAUUCCAAUACUUCAGUGAUUGGAAUGGUCUCUUCUCAUUUUAUCUGAGAGUUUACUUUUAUAAAGAAGUAUGAGCUACAUUUGGCUUUACUUCCUAUAAAUCUAUGAAAGGCUUCCAGGACACAUGCUGAGUUUCUGAGGCAUAAGUGUGGGCUUGGGGUAAUUUUUUUUUUCUUUCACCUCUGGAAAGUUUUAUCAAAAGUUUCUACUUUAAAAAUACCAUCAAAGCUAAAGAGUCCUUCAAAUGACCUAAAACAGUACAAAUCACCAAUCCUAGCUAAGCAACCAGGUCACCUGCAGAAGCAGCACCUCUGAAAUGGAGAGCCUGCUGCAUUCACACUCAAAGCACCCAUCAUAUAAAAGUAUCCUAUUUAAAUAUAAAAAGCAAAGCUCAUUUCUCCAAAGAUCAAACAGCCUGUACUGCUCCUGUUCUCUUACAAAAUCUUCCCAAGGCCUGAAUUGGAGGAAUGCUGCUUUCCCCACAUACGGUGAUCCCAACUCCUGGCUCCAUCCUGAAGGUUGCAGAGUUGGAAACCCAAGGUCCAAGGAGAGAAACAUGCUGAGAAGUACAUGAUGGUGGACACAAGGCUGCAGUGAGCACUGUCAGAGCCCGUCGGAUCUUCCUAAAUCCAGGGAACUGGGACCCGGGAGGGGAGCCUGCCUGCUCACCCCUGUCCCUUGGGAAACGGAAAUCUGGGACAUGUCUCUCCCAAUUACCUCGUUCACUGAAAAACAAGAAAGGGAAGAGUAAUUAGUGACCUCUGUGUGACUGACCAUAUGAUGCCCGAAGCCGAGCUCUAUUUCAAAGAUGUUUUUUCCCUUUCUGUGGCUUUCUAAAAAAGUGAAGGCAGUGCUUGAAGCCUACUCUUGAACUGGAUGGAAACAUCAUUCCAGAAGUUGUUCCAGGCCCCCCUUUCUCUACCUUUCAGUUUUAUUGGGAAGCGGAAUGGCUCAGGGAAAGGGGAAACGUUCCUACCCUCACUGUGAAGGCUCAGGCUGCAGAGCAGAAGACAGGAUUCUUCUGAAAUAUAUUCACUUUAACCUAACUUUUCCUUAAUCUGCAUCCCUUUAGGAGAGUUUUCCUUUUCUGAUUCCUUCAGUGCACCUUGGAUAUAAAGUGAAUGAAAAUAAAUACUCUGAUGAGAGUUGA